UUCUCUAAAUCAGUCAAUAUAUUAUUUGUGUUAUUUACUCGAUCUACGUAAAUCUUCUUCAUUCUCGAAAGUUAUUUAUAUUAAACUUUUCUUGUUUUUUUCUUUAAAAAUUAAAGUCUAUUCCAGAUUGUAUCCAUUACAUUGAAUAAACUACGUUUAAAAAUUUUAUUAAACGUGAAUUUAAAAAAAUUUAGCAAUGCAUUUUCUAUGCUUAGGAUGUGGUAAACGCAAUCUCAUCGAACUAAAUAAACGCGAUUCUGAUACGUAUUAUCGACAUUUGUCGAAUGAAAGAAAACAUAGUGUAAUUGGUGAGGUGAACGUGUCCUCCGAUAUGCCGAUCAAAGUUUUCGAGAAAGAUGAAAAAACGAAGAACCUGAUCAAAAAUGCGAUUUUAAACAACGAAUUCCUCAAAAACUUCAACGAAUCGCGGAUAGAAACACUCAUUUCAGCAAUGUAUCCAAGAAAGGUGAAAGCUAAUACGCGAAUUAUUCACGAAGGUGAAACCGGAUCCCAUUUGUACGUUUCGGAAGAGGGAACAUUUAAAAUUUACGUGAACAAUAUAUAUAACGAAAAUUUUGGCUCUGGUGUCGCUUUUGGAGAAUUGGCGUUAUUAUACAACACAAAAAGAUUGUGUUCUAUCGAUGCAUGCACGGAUGCAAAACUCUGGGUGAUGGAUAGGCAAAUAUUUCAAACAAUAAUGUUAAAAAGUAACGAGGAAACUAUGGAGCAUAAUUUGAACAUUGUUCGUCAGAUUGAAAUAUUCAAGGAUUUUUCAGAUGAAGUUCUUCUAAAAAUAUGUGACUUAAUAAUAGUGGAAUUUUAUCCUGCGAAUUCAUACAUAAUUCGAGAAGGAGAUCAAGGGAAUAAAUUUUAUAUUAUACAAGGUGGCCAUGUAAAAAUUACGAAAAAUAAACCAAAUGAUAAGGAAGAAGAACUGAUGAUUCUCGAGAAGGGUGACUAUUUCGGUGAAAAAGCGUUAUAUGACAAUAGUGAUUCUUGUCGACAAGCGAACGCUAUUGCAAUGCCUCCUGGAGUAGAGUGUUAUACUAUCGAGAAAGCAUCAUUUCUAGAUUACCUUGGCGGAAUGGAAUCAAUCAAAAAUAAGAAAUGGCAUGCAUAUGAGAAAUUGAUUGUGCCAGAUAAUUGGAAUAAGCAAUUUGCAAAAUUAACUUUGUCCGAUUUAGAAUCUGAAGGAACAAUUGGAGUUGGUAGUUACGGCAGAGUAGAAUUGGUCAUUGUGAAAUCGUUGAUGUCUAAUUUUAGUUUCGCUAGAAAAAAAGUGAAAAAACAUGUGAUCACACGUGGUGGCUUUCAGACAAUGAUUUAUAAUGAAAAAAAUAAUCUAAAAAUAUGUGAUUCGCCAUUUAUCUGCAAAUUAUACAAGACUUUUAAAGAUAAGAAAUAUCUUUACUUCUUAAUGGAAGUGGGCUUAGGCGGAGAUUUAAGAACAGCUUUAUACAGACAUGGUCAAUACAAUAAUUGGACGAGUCGAUUUAUUAUCGCUUGCAUCGUAGAAGCUUUUCAUUAUCUCCAUUCACUGGGUAUCAUUUAUAGAGAUUUAAAACCUGAAAACAUUGUAAUCAACAGUAUAGGCUAUAUUAAACUUAUUGAUUUUGGAUCUACUAAAAAAAUAGGCUCUUAUAAAACAAAGACUUUUAUAGGUACAUUAGAAUAUUUGGCUCCAGAAAUUAUUCAAAGUAAACAUUACAAUCGAGCUGUAGAUUAUUGGGCACUUGGAAUUUUGACAUACGAAAUAUUAGAAAAUAAAACACCCUUUCAAGCUAUAAAUGAUUUGGAAAUAUGUAACAACAUUCUUCGUGGUUUUAAUGAUAAUUAUUUUUCGCCCUUUAUAAAAAGUGCAGGAAAGGAUUUUAUUAAAUCUUUAUUACAAAAUAAUCCACUUAACAGACUUGGUUGUCUACAAAAUGGUGUUGCCGAUAUUCGUAAUCAUAAGUGGUUUAAUUCCUUUAAUUGGCGAGACUUACAAAAUCAGAAAAUGUCUUCUCCUAUUGUACCAACGAUAAAAAAUCAUCUCGAUAGAAGAAAUUUUGAUAAGUAUCCUCCUGAUCACGAAGAAGUAUUAAGCGAUUUUUCCGAUUGGGAUACUAAUUUCUAAAAAAGUUGUUGUUAAUUUAUCUUAUUAUUAUAUUAAAUAAUUAAUUGUAAAUUAUUAUAAGAUA
Messenger RNA from Apis mellifera (honey bee), 2180 nucleotides. RefSeq names its product cGMP-dependent protein kinase, isozyme 1. The record is from RefSeq and is a predicted model, not a curated record. The coding region runs from base 197 to 2116 and encodes 639 amino acids. NCBI's taxonomy places the organism in Eukaryota, Metazoa, Arthropoda, Insecta, Hymenoptera, Apidae. The transcript is spliced from 11 exons. Gene Ontology annotation, biological process: protein phosphorylation. Gene Ontology annotation, molecular function: cGMP-dependent protein kinase activity; ATP binding.